GAUCUUCUGAACUGAAAUACAGCCGCUCUCACUCUCACGUUUCAAACCAGAGAUUUUCCCAGCGCUCCAGCAGCAGGUCAGUGUGGUGCCAUCGGAGCUGAUGGACUGUCUUGAGGAUCAGUUCCCAGACUUUCUGCUCAACGAAUGUAUCGGCUGUCGGACGACAUGCAAACAACGACAAGUCAUCCCCAGAUGCACCAGUUACUGUGAGCAUGCAAACUGUACAUCUCUGCCUGGCCACUACUAUGAUCUGCUGCUGAAGAAGUGUUUGAGGUGUGCCGAUGUUUGUGGAAAUCAUCCUGCAGAAUGUUCUCUGCACUGCCACACUACGACCACCAGAAAGCUCCUGGUUGAAGUACCUUCCCCCUCAGAGGAUACUAAAGGCCUCUCAGUGGACUCCACCAUCCUGCUGUACUCUCUGCUGGCUCUCUGCAUCAUGCUGCUGCUCUCCAGCUUAUCUCUAGCGCUGGCCGUCUUAGUGAGGGGCGGAAAGGCUAAAACCUCCAACCAAAAACCCAAAGAGGCGAAACAGAAGCAGGGGAGGGAGGUGCAGACGUGGGAGGAGGUCAUCCAACCAGGGAGGAGCUCUAAAGAUUUUCCAACAUAUUCAAACCAAUCCACAGAUGAUACAACGUACGACUCCUGCCCCACAGAGACCUGUGUGUGUGUUCACUGUUUCCCCGACCUGAAAACAUUCGGAAACCAGAGAUCUUCUUUCUCAGUUCCCCAGCAGCAGAGAGCUCAGACACUAAAACCAGGACCCGUCUGGAUCAAUCAGAACCAAAACCUCUCUGGAGUCCAGCAGCAGCAGGAGGCUGCAGUGGGAUGGGGAUGAGGAGGUUUAGCAAAAAACUAAGAAAUCCAACGUCGGUUUAAAGGUCCCCUAUUAUACUGUUUUUCAUCAUUAUCUUAAA
Trematomus bernacchii (emerald rockcod) is the source of this 914-nucleotide messenger RNA. RefSeq names its product tumor necrosis factor receptor superfamily member 13B. The transcript has 5 exons. Bases 101 to 835 code for a protein of 244 amino acids. NCBI's taxonomy places the organism in Eukaryota, Metazoa, Chordata, Actinopteri, Perciformes, Nototheniidae. The record is from RefSeq and is a predicted model, not a curated record. Gene Ontology annotation, cellular component: plasma membrane.